UGCCUAAAAUGAAUUCAACCUCAAAAUACAUGUUUCUGUGUACAAGAUAUAGCGUAUGAGUGAAGAAUCGAACUAGACGCGUCUGGUGCAACAGUCAAUGCAAGCCAAUAAAAAUUAAAUUCCUAGAAGCCAAAAGAAAAGAAAAAGAAACUCCUGGAAAAAUUAAGCAGUCUCUGCCCUUCUCUCUCUCAGUUCCCGGCGUCCAGAAAUUGCGGACCCCACUUCGGAGAAUCACAGGUUAGAUAGUAAGAAAGAUGAGGCUGCUAACCCACAACAUGCUGUCGUCGAACAUCAAAGGCGUGACCAACGGCUUCCCUCUGCGCAUUGAAAUAGAGAAGGUGGUUGAAAAGCCGGUCGAUUUCAACCCUGAAUUCCUCAGGAACAUGUUCCCUAAGAUCGAGUGGAAGGCCCUUGUAAAUGCCGCUCGUAGUAUGGGCUAUGUUGAGCUCCCUGAGGAGGUUGAGCCUUCUACGCUUUAUUCUGAAGAUUUUCUCCACAAGUUCCACCAUGCCCUUUUGGAGCUUCAUCUCGAGGAGGGUGCGCUUGUUUGCCCCGAGACUGGUCGCCGAUUUCCGGUUAGCAAGGGAAUACCCAAUAUGCUGCUUCAUGAAGACGAAGUGUGAUUCGGGUCAUAUGGUGGAUCGGACUUGCUCUUGUUCAUCUUGUACUUAGGGUAUUUGUACUGCAGAUUUUGGCAUUAUGAAUAGGAAUGCUUUGGUUUUGUUUA
Molecule: messenger RNA, 727 nt
Organism: Pyrus x bretschneideri (Chinese white pear)
Lineage: Eukaryota; Viridiplantae; Streptophyta; Magnoliopsida; Rosales; Rosaceae
Product: multifunctional methyltransferase subunit TRM112 homolog A-like
Exons: 3
Coding region: 255-623 (122 amino acids)
Biological process (GO): peptidyl-glutamine methylation; tRNA methylation; rRNA (guanine-N7)-methylation
Molecular function (GO): protein heterodimerization activity
Source: RefSeq, a predicted model, not a curated record